Molecule: messenger RNA, 5989 nt
Organism: Paramuricea clavata
Lineage: Eukaryota; Metazoa; Cnidaria; Anthozoa; Malacalcyonacea; Plexauridae
Source: the annotation of a GenBank genome assembly
CGGGGGUGGGGCAUGGUGACGAAAACCAAUAUGGUGGAUGUUUUUGGAUUUCUCAAAGCGAUGUAAAAAUUAAAUUUAAAGAUUGUUUUGUGAAGAAUGGUGUUUUAUUUUACGAGCGCAGGUGAGAAGACGUUGGUUUUGUGUAUUAAUCUAGAGGCUGUAGAUAUCUCAGUUAAAGUAUACGUACAGAAACAUGUGAAUUAGGUCUUACAAAGUAGAAAAUUGAAUGACCCUUUGAUUAAUAUUUAUAUAUUUGAUUUGAUAUUUAGGAAUUGGCUUCGUUCUUUAAUUUAAACAUGGUUUGGAUUAUACCAAAUAAGUUUCACUAGAUUUCAAGCAAACUACAUAUGGCAAAUAACAUAUAGGAGUCAGUGCCAUGAAUGUGUUUCCAUGGCCUUUUUAUAUUUACUAAUUGACCAUUUGCGUAAUAGACUAAAUUUUGAUCUCAACAAAAAUUUCAUCACAGCUUGAAAGAGCAUCACAAAAUUAGUAAUAUUCCAAAGUUUCGUUGCGAAAUGUUGUAAAAUGCGGAAAAUAUAGCCUUGCGAAGUUUGCAAUUUUCAGUCAUUUUAGAUUACAAACGGGAAAUUGACAGCCCAAUACCCUUUGGGGCUGUCAAUUUCCCGUUUGUAAUCUAAAAUGACUGAAACUUUGCAAACUUCGCAAGGCUAUAUUUUCUCCAUUUUACAACAUUUCGCAACGAAACUUUGGAAUAUUACUAAUUUUGUGAUGCUCUUUCAAGCUGUGAUGAAAUUUUUGUAUAGACUUGUUUAGAUCAAAAUUUGGUCUAUUAUGCAAAUGGUCAAUUGUAAUUGAUAUUUAAUAAUAAUAUUGACUUUUUUGUAGUUGUCUCACCGCCUUACACAAUAUACAUGGGAAUUGAUAAAGUUGAAAGUAAGUUAACUGGACCUAAACAGGGUGUUAGCCAGAAGUAAAAAAAUAUCCGUGUUUACCUGAAAUUGGGAAAUUUAUUUUAGCCUGAAGCCGGGCAUUUCUUUGUGGGUCUGGGGCAUGCGGUUGCCUCCUCUCGUUUUUAAAUUUUUUAUGUCUUUGAAAUGGCAUUUCCCGCAUUUUGCAUUCUGGGAGUAAUUUUGAGCAAAUGUAGUUAUAAACAUGUUUUUAAUGGCGUAUUAAAAUUAACAACAUUGAAUUUCUAUAAUUAUUUUUUGGCUGACCCAAAUUGGGAAAUUCUGACCUCAAGGUAAUUGGGGAAACCUUGUUUAACGCGGAAUUUUUGACUGUAGCUAUUAAACACCUUGCUAGACUAAGGGGCUCUGAUAAUUCUAAUUUAUUGUAUAUUUUCAUGUUUCUUUAAUAACGAGGAAGCUUCAAAACCGUACACUAAGGCCAAAUAAAAAUAAUAGUUGGUUUCAGGUUUCAUCGCCAUGUUUUAUAUGGGUAGGUAGGUCGGAAAAACAUUUUAUUUUAAAAUAUUUUAUCUCAAGUAUACAAUGACGGGAUCACCCGCGAGUUACAUGUGUUUGGCAAGAAACAAACGCAUCAAGGUGUUUUUGUCUUUUUUCAGCCAUAGCUGCAAUGUCAGAAUGACAUACGUUUUUAAUAUUUUAUUCAAUUGUUCUUUGUGUAAAACUAUGAUUAACAUGACUAGAUGAUUAAAUUAUAAGCAAACAAAAUAAUUUGUAGACAAAUAAGUCUGAUGACUAUUUAUAUAUUCUGAUAUUUACGAAAAGAUGAUCUCUACUUGGAAUUGUCAACAAAAUGUUUAUGGUCGGUCAUAUUUUUGACAGGUCGGUUGGAAACCUGAAACCAACUAUUAUUUUUAUUUGGCCUAAUAAUUUUUAUAAAGUACAGUAAACUUAUAAUUUGAUUCUUUAGAUGAAGAUUUGAUUAAACACGGCUGGCCCGAAGAUGUCUGGUAAAAUUAAAAUUUUUUAAGCCACAGAUUUGUAACCAGACAUUAGUCAAACAAUAAUAUGAACUAUUUCUCACAUUGUCAGGUUUCAUGUGGAUAAAGUAUCAUCAGCACAUGUGUAUUUAAGGCUUCCGAAGGUGAAUAGAAGAAAUGAUAUUUUUUUAAUUUGUGCAUCUUUAAUUAACCAGGGUGUAAUAUACUGUACAAUGGGUUGUUCCAGGAAAGAUCCACACUCCCCCUACCAAGGAAAUUUGUCAAAUUUUUGUCAUCCACAGAAAAAUUUGUUUCUAAUAAUAAUAAUAAUAAAAAAAAAUAAUAAUGGUUUAAUAGCAUUUCCACAUUGUGGCUAUUCUAUGCUACAAAAGGUUACAUGCAUGCAUUAUGACAACAUUAAAUUACUACAAUAUUAUAGUAUAUUAGAGACCUAUACUUCACAAGAGAUAAUCAAACGACAAAAAUGAAACGAAACAAUGGACACAUUACGUACAAUAUAAACAACACAUUGUAUUGCAUACUAAAUGUUGCUAAUUUUGUUCAAUGCUAAGUCUCUGAAAUGAGCGAAACAAUUUGGCAACACUCUCUAAAGUUAUUACUGUUCCGAAUGUCUUCGGGAAGAUCGUUGAACACCCGAGCAGUCUCGCCUUGUUUUUGAUUGUAAUCAUUGUUUGUAGUAAGUGUAUUAGGACAGCCGAGGGGGGUAGGUGUGUUAAUUUACAAUUUCCUCCCUGGGGGAGAUAUUUUCUGGAAUGACCCAAUACAAAUAUUAUGUGGCAUUUUCUCUACCAACUGGUAGCAUACUGUAGUGAUUACUGCAAUUCUGGCUUCCCCAACACCACGGUCAAAUGUAAAGGACAUGCGCAAGUAUUUGGAAAUCGCUGGAAAAUGUCUGCCAAAAUAAUAGGAGUAAAUACAGGAAAAGAAUUAAGCGUUUACUAUUUCACCACUUCUUCCUUGUGUGAAGGUGAAGUUAUACUGAGUUCAAAGUUCAAACACUCGUACUUUUCUUUACACUUUUUGCUAGAGCUUCAUGAAGACAAUACUAUUUCCAGUCUGAAUACAGGCAGUAAAUAUGCACAGACGUUUGACCACAGUGUUGGCUUCCCCUACAACAAGGACUCGAUCCCUUCAAUAUGCAAAUUUGGAUGACAUCAUACUUUGUCCCAGAAAAGUGCUUAUGUACUAUUUAAAGCACACGUAGGAGUGUUUUAUCACAUAUAAAAUACGACGCGUAUCGGAGUGUUUUAUAUGUGAUAAAACACGACUACAACUCUACAAGUGCUUUAAAUGGCUUCAAAAACGACUCAUCUUAUACGAGUUCAAUAGCGAAGUAAUUUUUAAAAUAAACUUUGUCUAAACCGAGAAAAUCAAAGCUAAAGUUUAUGUAAAUUAACAUGAUUUUUUAUCACAUAUAAAACCACGACACGCUUAUGAUUUUUCUUUGUGUUUUCCUCCUGAAUUAUUAAUAGGGAGCUUAAGAUCUACAACGCGAAUUUGUGACGCGGACGUGCUUACCGAAGCCUAGUUUUCGCGUGUAAGCCUAGUCAGAGUUGUCAGAGUUUAUUUCUUUGAGAUUUGUGACACUGUGAUGACACGUUAACAGCCAUAUGAACUGAUAGAAACCAGGCUUUAUAGACUAUUGUUACGAAUGCACAUUUUCCCUCCAAAACUACCAUCCGAGACGACGUGAUAUUUGCAAAGAUUCGUCGUCAUAGAAGUCGUAAAAACUUAUGAUAAAAAAUAUCUUCUUAAUAUAUUGCUAGCCUCUGUUAUGUUGUACAUUUUUUCCAGUAUAAUUUCAUUUUAUUUACUGUGAUACAAAUAUUCUAAUGGUAUUUGCCAUCGUUUUAAAAUAAAACUUGUUUAAUGCGACGUUCGCGUCGUAAGUUCGCGUUGUAGAUCUUAAGCUCGCUAAUGAGUUUUUGAAGACUUUACCAAACACCAUGAACAUGAUCUCUCCAGUUACUGAACCAGGGUUGGGGGUUGACCCUUACCGCACCUCCAGACAGGUUGGGUUGGCAAAGUUUUGCCAACCAAAACAAAACCAGGUUAGCAACAGAAUUAGUUUGGCAUUCAGCGAUUGCUGACCUGAUUGCAAGCCCUGGGGAGAACAGUUUAUAGAGCCUUCAUUUUGACUCCAUUAGGGACAAACGAUCGAGGAUAUUCCUUCAGCUGUAUUGGAUGACUGUGCCCAAUUGGUGAAAGCUAACAGCAUUCAAGGUCAGCUCAAGAUUCAUCUCAAUUAUGUCUUUUUCACUUGUAUGAGAUUUGCAAGCCUUGGAAAAAUUUGGAAUCUUAAUAUAAAAUACAAUUUUCCAGGAAAUAAAAUGAAUAAUGUUGGAAUUGUCUACACGCCUUGGGAUAACUUGAAAAAAACAAAUGGUAUGGACGUUGGGCAGGUUGGCUUCCAUAAACAAAAAGAGGUAUUAUUGAUUUCUUAUUCUUCACUACAUUUUAUUCGAAAGUAGUAAUUUAUGUACUAUUUAAAACACGAUUAGGAGUGUUUUGUCGGAUAUAAAACAUGAGUUUCGUGUUUUAUAUCUAAUUAAACACUGCUGCUCAUGUUUAAAACAGUACUUAAAAACGACCCAUCUGGUGAGUUCAUUGGUGAAAUAAUUUUGAAAAUCAACUUCAAACAACUUUGUCGGACUCGUAUUUGCUCAUUUUUUCUCUAUAAUGCAUGGAUGAAAAACAUGUCGUUCAACAGCCAAAAGCCUGGGCUCGGUUGUACGAAGGCCGGAUAGCGCUAUCCACCAGAUAGUGAAUUUUUCAAACUUUGUUAAAUCAGUCGUUGAUUGGUAUAACUCGUAUCAAAGUUUAGUAUUUAUAAGUUAAAUGUUUUUUUAUACUUCUUGUGUCCUCUAUAUCGGAUUCCGUAGUUUCACAGUUUUUCAAGCAUUUUUACAAAGGUUGAAAAAAUCACUAUGCGAUGGAUAACGCUAUCCGGCCUUCGUACAACCGGCCCCAGAUCUGUAUGACUAUGAAAGAAUUACGUUCAUACGCCGAGUAACGCCGAGCAAUUAACGCGCAAAGGCAUGCUAAAAUUGGAUACAUUGCUCUCUUUUUUUAUACACCCUGCAUGUAUAUCGAGCGAGAUUUAAAAAAAACUCCAUAUAAUUUAAAGCAUUUUGUGUAUUUUCAAUUAGGUGCGUUCAAUGACAGUGGAAAAGAGAAUCAAUGAAAUUGUAAAUCGUUUGAAUAAAACAAAAACAGAAAGGUUUCCAGAUUUGAGAGUGGAGAAAGAACAACGAGAUCACGAGGAGAGGGAAGACAAUCGAAAAGAAAUGCAAGAAAAGGUAAAUUUUGAUGGUCAAGUUUUCCAAGUUUUCGCUGCGGUAAUAUCCAGUUACCUCUCAUCAACUCUCAUGCAACUCUUGUUAUCGUUUGAUCGAGGCGUGUGUGUCGAGAAAACUCUCAUGCAAACUCUCGCUUCUCAACUCUCAUGUAACUCUUGUUCUCGUUUGAUCGAGGCAUGAGAGUUGAGAAAACAUUCAUGCAAACUCUUGCUUCUCAACUCUCAUGCAACUCUUGUUCUCGUUUGAUCGAGGCAUGAGAGUCGAGAAAACUUUCAUGCAAACCCUCGCUUCUCAACUCUCGUCAACUCCCAUGCAACUCUUGUUCUCGUUUGAUCGAGGCAUGAGAGUUGAGAAAACUCUCAUGCAAACUCUCACUUCUCAACUCUCAUCAACUCUCAUGCAACUCUUGUUCUCGUUUGACCGGGGCAUGAGAGUUGAGAAAACUCUCAUGCAAACUCUCACUUCUUAACUCUCAUCAACUCUCAUGCAACUCUUGUUCUCGUUUGAUCGAGGCAUGAGAGUUGAGAAAACUCUCAUGCAAACUCUCACUUCUUAACUCUCAUCAACUCUCAUGCAACUCUUGUUCUCGUUUGAUCGAGGUCUGACCAGGGCUUAGGACAUAAAUCUAUACAUGUUUUCAGUAUUUCGGUAUCAGUUAUCCGUAUAGGCCAAUAUAUAGGCCCUUUAAUAUAGGUUUAAUAUCGGUACAUCAUUGACUUACAUAGAGCAUUUUUGUAUUUUUCACAAUUGCUUUGUACAACCUUAGAGACAAAAAGAGAAAGAGGAGGAAAGAAGACGCGCAACAGAGGCCGAAGCAAGGUAC